GGGGUCAGCUGCCAAGAAACAGGAAGAGAAACCAGCAGCCACUGUUAUAUAUGGGUCAGUAGCACUUCAUUAGAAGUCUGAGGACGAGAUUGCCUGGAGCGAGCUGCAGCCUGCACUGAGCCCUUCAACACUGCUGGGAGUUGCACAGCAACCAUGAGCACAACCACUAAGAAAUCCUUGGAGAGCAAGCUACAGCAGCUAAAAUGCCAUUUCACCUGGAACUUGAUGGCAGGAGACGAGUCAUUGGAUGAGUUUGAGGACAAGGUGUUUAACAAGGAUGAGUUUCAGAACAGUGAGUGUAAAGCCACAAUGUGCAACAUAUUGGCGUUUGUAAAGCACCGCAGAGGCCAAAAUGCAUCAGCACUGAAAGAGUUAGAGAAAGCUGAACAGUUCAUCCAGCAACAGCAUCCUGACCACGUAGAAAUCAGAAAUAUAGUCACCUGGGGAAACUAUGCUUGGGUUUACUAUCACAUGGGCCAACUCGAAAAAGCUCAGGCUUAUCUUGACAAGGUGAGACAGGUCUGUGAGAAGUUUUCCAGUCCCUACAGGAUUGAGAGUCCUGAGCUGGACUGUGAGGAAGGGUGGGCCCGACUGAAGUGUACCCGAAACCAAAAUGAGAGAGUGAAGGUAUGUUUUGAAAAGGCUCUGGAAAAGGACCCGAAGAACCCAGAAUUCACCAGCGGCUGGGCCAUCUCAAACUACCGUCUAGACUUCUGGCCAGCACAGCAGAAUGCCGUCGACUCUCUGAAGCAAGCCAUUAGAAUGUCUCCCAACAGCCCUUAUGUUAAAGUACUCUUGGCCCUGAAACUUGAGAUGAAUCAGGAAAACCAGGGAAAGGAACUGGUUGAAGAAGCCUUGAGGGAAGCCCCAGGUGAGACAGAUGUACUCCGCAGUGCAGCCAGGUUUUAUUAUAAGACACAUGAUAAAGACAGAGCUAUACAGUUGCUUAGCCAGGCUUUAGAACUCCUACCCAACAAUGCCUAUGUGUAUUACUAUAUUGGGUGUUUCUAUAGGUCAAAAGUCCUUCAAAUAGAUUCCAGAAGAGAAACUUCACAGAAUGAGAAUAGAGAGCAGUUACUGAAACAAGCAAUUUAUUACUUAAAGAAAGCAGAAGAGACCAAGGAGAUGAUCAAAGAUUCCUGUAGCUACCUUGCUCAUCUUUAUGUCCUGGCAGAGCAGUACAAAGAAGCCGAUUAUUACUUCCAGAAAGGAUUCAAGAAGGAACUCACUCCUGGCCUUAAACAGUUGCUCCACCUACGGUAUGGCAAUUUUCAGUUUUUUCAAAUGAAGUGUGAAGACAAGGCCAUCCACCAGUAUCUUGAGGGUGUGAAAAUAAGGCAGAAGACGAAGCCUAAAGAAAAGAUGACAAACAAACUUAGAUUGAUUGCUGAAAGGAGACGUUCUCAAAAUGGAUUUGACUCCAAGGCCUUGCACAUCUUGGCGUUUCUUCGGGAGUUGAAUAAAGAAAGCCAGCAAGCUGCUAAAGACUCUGAGAGGGGACAGGACUCUGAGAGGCCUGUUUUUUCAGCGUCUUUGCAUGAGGGGGGGAAUGAAGUGUAGUAACCUGGUGCCCACGAGGCUACUGCUGGAAGGAAACUAGAAACCCUUACCAAGUAGCCAUUCGGAAUACUUAACAACUUCAUGGAAUAAGCAUGUCCUAACAGGCUGACUGUAGUAUUUAUCAGGGUUGCUGGGAACCCUGUGAUCAGAUGUUGGCACCUAAAUCUCUGGAUCACGUAGGGGUCUCAGAAAGAGGCCAGUUGGAGGCACAGAUACAGAGGCCUGGCAAACAGUCUAGAUCUCUUUCUAUUUCUUAGAGAUAGUUUCCAUGGUAGCAAAUUUUCAAUCCCCCUCUGUGGAUUUGUUGUCUUGGGUUUGUUUCUGUAUUUAUGUAAAGCACUCAAAUUCCUCCUAUGGGUGAGUUUCCAUCCUUGAGUUAUUGCUGAUAUGGCACAGCCUUGUUCUACAUAAUAACAGUGUCCAUCAAAAAACUGAGCAGUGGCUCAGGACAAUAAUCCCAGCACUUGGCAGCUGAGACAGGAGGAUUACAGUGAGUUAGAGGUCAGCCUGAGCAUGACCUGGAAAGGGGGUGAAGGGUGUUGAGAAUUAGACAUGUAAAUAUUAAAUGAUUAUGUACGUUGCUUGUUAGUUUGGAUAUGUAUAUGCCUUUAUAACCACUAUCAUCAUAUGUUUAUAAAACCCAGAAGGUAGUGAUUUUGUUUUACUGCAUAAUUUUGAAAUUUACAAAAUAGUGCUCAAUAUUAAUUGAGCUCAAAAUAGAAACUCAAUAGUGAGUUCCAGGUCUAAAAACAAACAAACCAUAACAAAAGCUGAGGGACCAAAUCAAUCCUCCCUCCAAUUGCCCAGCCAGUCCUCAAUCUACCGUGUCCCAUAAACAUGAGUUCAAUUGUUCCAUUAACUCAGAUGGCAAUAUAACUGGAAAAACUGAGACCAGAGAAAGUUAGAAGGGCAGGACAUAUCUGUGUAAAGCAGGAGAGUCAAUGCCAGACUUCCAUGAGGCACACGGGGGGACUUCUCCCCGACUCUGCUCUGCCUGUGAGUAUGAUGCUCCAUGCAAAUAAGGGGCAUUCUGUCUACCAUAGUGACAAAUGACAUAAAUAUUUAUUCCAAACUUGUGUGGAAACUCCUGUGAGACAAAGAGAAUGCUGAUUUACCCUUGACAAUUUUAAACCCACGAGGACAAAGUUUAUAGUCACUAUUAGUCAAAUGAAUACUUCCUUUAUCAAAAAGCUAUGAUGAACCCAUAUGACAGACACUAGGAAGGCCACCAGAUGGGAGAAUAACUUGGUGACUGACGGCCUGGUGGAAGGACUUAGAAAAUGGAAUGGGUAUUGGAGGGUGAAGUUUUUCCUCCAUUAUAAAUAUUGCAUAGUAAGAGACAUAAAGACUUCUUGGAACUCUGAAAAAAUACUCAGGAACAUCACAAAAUUGACAAUUGACAUUUCCUAGGUAAUCCUUGAAUGGAAUAAACUUUAGGGUUGGUGUGAAGCAGCAUCGAGUCAAUGAGCCCAGUAUGAGGCUCUCAGUCACCCUCUGGAGUGGAAAAUGUUUCUCUAUUAGGAUUAGUUUGCCUUUAUGUAAAUAGGAACAUUUUAUUCAGCAAUUCAAAUAUAUUAGAUUUGUAGACUGUUAAAAUGAACAUUCUGACCACUGGAACAAUGUUCCAUGUUAUUUUAAAUGUUAAAAAAUUUUGUAUGCAUUUAAGUCCAUCAGUUUUUAGCAUUUGAAUUUCUGGAAAAAUACUCAGCUUUGUUCAUAAAUAACAUGAGGUAGAACAUUAAGCAGUGCUCUGGUUCAAUAAAAAUUUUACUGUACUCUCA
Cricetulus griseus (Chinese hamster) is the source of this 3341-nucleotide messenger RNA. The record is from RefSeq and is a predicted model, not a curated record. Lineage: Eukaryota; Metazoa; Chordata; Mammalia; Rodentia; Cricetidae.